This is a messenger RNA of Pelobates cultripes (western spadefoot toad), 1928 nucleotides long. Lineage: Eukaryota; Metazoa; Chordata; Amphibia; Anura; Pelobatidae. The record is from the annotation of a GenBank genome assembly.
AUGAAGAGUAAAGUGGAGCGUGCGGCUGGAACAAGGUAAGUAGUACUUCAGGGGAGCUGGCUCUGCGAGGUGGGUGUUAAAAACUCAGCUGGGCGGACUUGGUCAUGGGAUGCAGUGGUCUGUCUUGCAGGGAGAACUUGGUUAGCAGGAACCAGCGUGGGAACGAAGUCUUAGGUUUGUGAACCGGAACCGGAAGUCUAGGGUUCUGCCUGAACCCAGUGGUGAUGGUACUGUUAUGGAGGGGGCCCAAGUUUUUAUAGCCGGUAAUCCCUCCCACAAAUACAGACUACGCCUUCUUAUUUAUCAGGGAAAUUCUGGGUUUAGACACCAUUGUCUGGUGCUAGAUAGUAUGUUGCUCAGUUUGUGGGGCAUUUUGCUCUUACACUUGUACAUAAAUAAUAUAAGGUAAAUAGGGUCCACGGGGGACCCCUUGACUUAUAUAUCCUACAUUCCGACACGCUGUUUGUUUUCAUUAUUAGCUUCCAGGUAUCAACUUUUUUCUUCGCAACCAGCUAAUUGUGUUCCUCCCUGCUGUCAGUAUACAGUAAGUUAACAGAUGUUUACUACUAAUGCGUAACAUCAUUCCACAUCUCCUACAACAUUUCUAUUCAUCCUAUAUAGGUCGGAAUUCCUACACUUUCUCUGGUUGACCAGUAUUACAACACAGUUUCACUAAUGUAUGUCCACCUGCUUGUUAAUUAUAUCACUACUUCCUCCCCCAAAAGUUAUCUUGUUAAAAUACACUGGCUGAUACGGGUCCUAGGAGUCCAAUAGGUAAUUACUUCUAUGGCCUCCAUGCCUUAGGCUAGUAGUCCCGUGAGGCAUACACCCAUCCUCAUACUAAAAUGCCCAAAUCUUUGUUAGCCGCCUCGCAUAAUGGCAUAGAGAGGGCCUCACCUGUCACUCCCAUUCUAUCUUAUGCUUUAAAGGUCACCGAGAGGCCGACAACCCGCCUCAACGUUCCGUGGCCACGAAAUCCCAUUGCACCAACUCAUAGAUAGAAGGGGGCGGAGCCUAGCUGCCAAGCAGAGUGGACGUGCUGAAACCCAGCUCCUGCAUUAUCUGCCUGAUUUUGGGGAAAAUACCCAGUAAAACUUGCACAGAACUACUCUAAAGGGCAUAACUGAAUUGGGAUCCUCGGGGGGCAACUCUGAACACCCAAAUCGACUAGCUAACCACCCGAGAUCCCUAGCUGCGGUGACCGAGGCCUACAGGAUGGCUGGCAGAGGGGAGACGGCCGCUCUCCUUUCCACCUACCUGCUCCACGACCACUUCGACCCUCAAUCAUCCUGCCCGCCCCCCCCCCGGGACCGGUGGGGGAUAUCCCGGGACUCGCCGCGGGCCCAGUCCGAGCCUAUACACAGCGUGUGGACACCAGGGCCGGCGACACGUGGCCCAUCGAAAAUGGCGGCGGAGUACUCGCAGCAACUCAGCUUGAAGCAGCUAAGCAGAGCUCCGACUGCGGCACAGACCUCAUGCAGCGUCUGGAUGCACUAUUCAACGACUUCUGGGAGAAGCUCCAGCGGCGCGCACAGCGCACCAAGACAAAGCGACAGGAUCCCAUGGACCCAAGAGAGGGGAGCUAUGGGCGGCCGGGUGAGAGGGGGACUCCCUCGGGCGCAACACGAGACCAAAAGCUGACACUCACCCACCCCGGCCCACCCGGGCUGCAGGCCAAGAGGGCCCUGACCCGAAGGCGUCGGCCACAUAGGCGGAAACACAAGCGGCAAUCAACAUACAGACCUCCCGCCACCCCCAUGAGGCGGAGACACUCGGGCAAUGUGUGCCACCGAGUCUCAGGCCAGAAGACGCAGGCCUGCACACCAGCUUGGGGCAAGAGGGACACCCCCACCACCGGCCGAGCGUCAGCACCUCCUCUGGACCAACCGGAGAGCCUCAGCCGCAUUCCCACAGAAGGAAUAGGAUAA